AAUCAUCCACGUUCACUAACCAUCAACCAUCAUCAUCUUCCUCUACCACAACACAACAGAGAUCGAAACUUCUCUCUCCGAGAAAAAUCACAAUCCCGUAAAUCUUAGAUCAGAUCUAUACGUCGUCGUUUCAGUAUCAAUGGCUCCAUUCAGCGGCGAUGAAACUGCACCCUUCUUUGGCUUCCUUGGAGCCGCAGCUGCUCUCGUCUUCUCAUGUAUGGGAGCUGCAUACGGAACAGCGAAGAGUGGCGUUGGUGUGGCUUCCAUGGGUGUGAUGAGACCGGAACUCGUGAUGAAGUCGAUUGUACCAGUUGUUAUGGCUGGUGUUUUGGGUAUUUAUGGUCUUAUUAUUGCUGUUAUUAUCAGUACUGGAAUUAACCCAAAGGCCAAAUCUUAUUACCUUUUUGAUGGCUAUGCACAUCUUUCAUCCGGUCUUGCUUGUGGGCUUGCUGGGCUUUCUGCUGGUAUGGCUAUUGGGAUUGUUGGUGAUGCUGGUGUUAGAGCCAAUGCACAGCAGCCAAAACUUUUCGUUGGAAUGAUCCUUAUCCUCAUCUUUGCUGAAGCUCUUGCCCUUUACGGUCUCAUUGUUGGUAUUAUCUUGUCUUCACGUGCCGGCCAGUCUAGAGCCGAGUAAGUAAGGAGCUGUGUUGCAAAAUAUUCUUUGACCACCAACCUUCUUAUUAAGAAGGCGAGGGGGUGAAUUUUAGUUGUGCGGAUAGUGAUGUUUGGACCCAGUUGCAGUAUUUUUUAACAAAUACUUUGAAAGUAAUAGCUCCACCUGUCAUUUGAUGGUGUUUGUAUAAGUAGUUUAUCUUUGGUUAAUAAAGCUUUUUAAGCUUCGUCCCUUUUUCCUUAUGAAACGUAUUAUGCCAUAUUAUUUGAGCCUACUUUGUUUUUGCUGCUGCUGAAACUAGUGCGUGUAAUGAUUUAGUUGCGAAUAUAAAUUGUAUGCAUUUGUGGAUCUUUUCAUAUUA
Messenger RNA from Medicago truncatula (barrel medic), 974 nucleotides. RefSeq names its product V-type proton ATPase 16 kDa proteolipid subunit. NCBI's taxonomy places the organism in Eukaryota, Viridiplantae, Streptophyta, Magnoliopsida, Fabales, Fabaceae. Gene Ontology annotation, molecular function: proton-transporting ATPase activity, rotational mechanism. Bases 140 to 634 code for a protein of 164 amino acids. The transcript is spliced from 3 exons. Gene Ontology annotation, biological process: proton transmembrane transport. The record is from RefSeq and is a predicted model, not a curated record. Gene Ontology annotation, cellular component: proton-transporting V-type ATPase, V0 domain.